UGUGCGUGUGUGUGUGUGCGCGCGUGUGUGUACGUGUGUGUAUCGGCCCGAGCUACGGGCUGGAACAUUUGAACCCGAAGCUCCUGCUGUGACUCCCCAAGACUCCGCCGUGCCAGCCACUGCCGAUUCCCAGCGCUCAUCAGCACAAACUUUAUUCUUGGCAAACUUCUCUUUUUCUCCCCUCCUCCUCCGCCCCCUCCCCCUCCAGCAGAUUAAAUGCUCCUCCAGAAGGAAAACCGAAGCGAAAGGGAAGGAAAGAAGCUCUAACGCGGACGUCUGCAGCCCGGGUGACUCUUUAUUGUUUACUCAGAAGGAAGUGGACUUUUCGGCAUUUUCUGAUUUUCCUCGCACCUCCGCUGAGGCAAACGGAGCCUCUUGGACCAGCUCUUCUCAAAAGAAAAAAAAAAUCUAAAAACACCGAAAUCAGCAUCCGAGAAAUCCGCGGAGAGGUUUUGCACGGCGACGCGCCACGGGACUCUCGUUUGCACUUUGGAAAGUCGUGUUCCCUCCAGAACCGGUGUCCUCGGAGCACAGACCCCAGCAGCGAGGGCGGCGUGGGGUGGCCACCCAGCCCUGGCAGCCUAGCCUAGUGCACGCGGAGCGGGGCAGACGCUCCCAGAGGCGCCGGCGGCUGCCGCCCUCGCAGUCUGGUGCCCUUCGCCCCAGGGCCGGGAGCCGGCGUCCUUCUAAGUGGGAAAGCGCGGCAAUCGCAGAGGCUCUUGCAGCUGCUCCAGUCGUGGGCCCCUCGCUUGCCCACCCAGCUUCCAUUCGCAGUCCUCCCGCACUCAGUCUCCCAACCCUCCCCACCUCACAUCGACCUCCCCUUCCUGCUGUCUCCGAGUGUUCCCGCGGCGGAGCGGAGAUUACACAGCCGCCGGGAUGCCCCAACUUUCCGGAGGAGGCGGUGGGGGGGACCCGGAACUCUGCGCCACCGAUGAGAUGAUCCCCUUCAAGGACGAGGGCGAUCCCCAGAAGGAGAAGAUUUUCGCCGAGAUCAGUCACCCCGAAGAGGAGGGCGACUUAGCAGACAUCAAGUCAUCCUUGGUAAACGAGUCCGAAAUCAUCCCAGCCAGCAACGGGCAUGAGGUGGUCAGACAAACACAGUCCUCGCAGGAGCCCUACCACGACAAGGCCAGAGAGCACCCGGAUGACGGAAAGCAUCCGGACGGAGGCCUAUAUAACAAGGGCCCCUCCUACUCCAGUUACUCUGGCUACAUCAUGAUGCCCAAUAUGAAUAGCGACCCAUACAUGUCAAAUGGAUCCCUUUCUCCACCCAUCCCGAGGACCUCAAAUAAAGUGCCGGUGGUGCAGCCGUCUCACGCGGUCCACCCCCUCACGCCCCUCAUCACGUACAGUGACGAGCACUUUUCUCCAGGAUCUCACCCGUCACACAUCCCGUCAGAGGUCAACCCCAAGCAAGGCAUGUCCAGACACCCUCCAGCUCCUGAAAUGCCCACCUUCUACCCCCUGUCUCCAGGCGGCGUUGGACAGAUCACCCCACCCCUCGGCUGGUUUUCCCAUCACAUGAUUCCUGGUCCCCCUGGCCCCCACACAACUGGCAUCCCUCAUCCAGCAAUUGUAACACCUCAGGUCAAACAGGAGCACCCCCACACGGACAGCGACCUAAUGCACGUGAAGCCUCAGCAUGAACAGAGAAAGGAGCAGGAGCCUAAAAGACCUCAUAUUAAGAAGCCUCUGAAUGCUUUCAUGUUAUACAUGAAAGAAAUGAGGGCGAAUGUCGUAGCCGAGUGUACGCUAAAGGAGAGCGCAGCUAUCAACCAGAUCCUGGGCAGAAGGUGGCACGCCCUCUCCCGGGAAGAGCAGGCCAAAUAUUAUGAAUUAGCGCGGAAAGAAAGACAGCUACAUAUGCAGCUCUAUCCAGGCUGGUCAGCGAGAGACAAUUAUGGCAAGAAGAAGAAGAGGAAGAGAGAGAAGCUACAGGAAUCUACUUCAGGUGGCAAAAGAAACUCAUUCCCAACGUGCAAAGCCAAGGCAGCGACCCCAGGCCCUCUCCUGGAGAUGGAAGCUUGUUGAAAACCCAGACUGUCUCCACAGCUUGCCCGGCUGACCCCAAGGAGCACUGACAGCAACUUUACCCUGAGGUCACUGCUAGCGCUGACCCACAGACACAGUCACUGCCAGCCCUCCCUUCUGUCUACUGCAAGCGCUGACUUCCAAAAGAAAGCCGAAUACAGUCGUUUCUGAAAAAGAAAAAAAAAAAUAAAAUUAAAAAGUCCAUGAGAAAGCUAGCAGGCCCUGCCCACUGAGCAGCAUUGCUUCCGGUCUCCGGGCGCUUCUCGAGCAUCUUCUGCGCAGACCUGUCACCCUUCAGCCAGGACAGACGGUUCCUUGGCUGUGUUUGCCUCGUCACGUGCACCUGGAGCCAGCGACCCGAGCAGGCAUCAGCAUCCUGGCGUGAGAAUCGUGGAAGACUCCUCUCGUUCCUGUCUUCAUUUUCCUAUCUCUUCAAGUUUUUAUUUAACAGUACAAAAGGAUCAAGUUUGUGUUUGCUUCUUCUUUUUUUUUUUAACUUGAAUUUUUAAGUUUACUUUUAUUUUUUCACUUUUAUUUUCCUUGUAUAUUUUGCUAGCUCUGAGCUUUUAAGUGAAAUUCAUAGGUCUGGAAGAGUUUGAAAUAAAAACAAGAUGAAAAGAAGCCUUUUUUUUUUUUCCCUGAGAGAUCUUGUCCCGUAAGUGGCUUCUCUGUGAUACACAGUGGCCUCUGCCCUGUGAGGUGUCUGACAAAGCUAAAGAGGUAGCCAAGCCCACUCUUGUUGGAGGUCACGUUUGGCAAUCCGUCUCACUUCAUUUUCUGAUUUUUUUUCUUUUAUAUAAAUAACAAACCUUAACAUCUCCUUUGAGCGAACCCAUUUGCAGUGGAUUUUCUUUUUCUUUCCUUUCACUCCUGUAAAAAGCCCAGCACUUGAAUUGUUCUUACUUUAAAUGUUCCGUAUUUGUACCUGUUUUUAUUAGCCGAUUAGUGGGAGUUUAUGCCAGUUGUUAAAACGAGCAUCGACGUACCUGUUAUUUUUUAAAUAGCAAGGCGCAGCCUCCGCCCCAAACUGUCAUUUAACGUUUGUCACUCCAGUUUGAGUUAACGUGCUGAGCAUUUUUUAAAAGAAGCUUUGUAAUAAAACAUUUUUUUAAAAGUGUCA
This is a messenger RNA of Rattus rattus (black rat), 3154 nucleotides long. RefSeq names its product lymphoid enhancer binding factor 1 (gene Lef1). Gene Ontology annotation, biological process: canonical Wnt signaling pathway; regulation of transcription by RNA polymerase II. The coding region runs from base 880 to 2034 and encodes 384 amino acids. Gene Ontology annotation, cellular component: beta-catenin-TCF complex. The transcript is spliced from 10 exons. Lineage: Eukaryota; Metazoa; Chordata; Mammalia; Rodentia; Muridae. Gene Ontology annotation, molecular function: DNA-binding transcription factor activity, RNA polymerase II-specific; RNA polymerase II cis-regulatory region sequence-specific DNA binding. The record is from RefSeq and is a predicted model, not a curated record.